Diachasma alloeum is the source of this 1692-nucleotide messenger RNA. RefSeq lists its product as uncharacterized. Bases 1 to 1692 code for a protein of 563 amino acids. NCBI's taxonomy places the organism in Eukaryota, Metazoa, Arthropoda, Insecta, Hymenoptera, Braconidae. The record is from RefSeq and is a predicted model, not a curated record. The transcript has 3 exons.
AUGACUGCCGGUAUUCUGGACAUUUUGAAGAGGAAUUGGGGGAUAAAUGCUGUUACGAAGGGUAAGCACAUGGUUCUAGCAUUCAUGGAUGACAUCAAGUGUCAUGCUCAGUCCCAGGAGGGGAUAGAUGUCAUCACUAGAGUGUUGAUUGAUGCUGCUAAGGAGAUGGGUCUCAGUCUCAAUAACACCAAGUGUGGAGUAUUUGCAGUGCGGCCAGGAGAAGAGCAUCGAGGUCAAGAACAGCAGCCGGGAGGUAGGGAUGAGGUUGAAGAGCUGAGGAAUGAGGCGGUGCAGGAUGAGGAGCUGUUUCUCCCGGAGAUUAGGGAGGGAUACAAGUACCUGGAGAUGGUGCUGGAGGAGACACGAGCCAUUUUGACAUCGAGAUUGGCAGUACCUCAGAAGAUCCACUUGUUUAAUACCUCAGUUGUGCCCGCAGCAACAUACAUCCUGGGAAAUCUCUACCCGGAUGAGCAGCGACGAACAUCUCUGCUGAAGUGCAGCGGGCUGGACACUGCCGUCAGGAAGAUCCUUGUGGAGGAGGGCCUGAAGGGGUACUCUACCACAACGGCAGGAGUUUAUCUGGCUUCCGACUGGGGAUUGGCGAAGGUACAAUUUGGUCGGCUGGCUAGUAAGGGGUGGAGGAAUCCGAUAACGGAUGCUAGGCGCAUUCUGGUCAAGUACGGAGUGGAGAUCCCACCUAAGAUAACUGGCAAUGAAGAAUUGGGACCUGAAGCGGUCAUGUCUGUGUGUAGGAGGGCAGCUAAGGGGAUUGAAGCGAAGCAGGAGGAAUGCUACUUGUAUCGAAGGAUGAAGAGUCUAGCGUAUGCUAGAACCCUGGCCAAUUUGAAGAAGGAUGGGAAGGGUGUGUGUUGUCCCGUGUUGAGGUCACGGCAGCUAGAAGUCUGGGCAGUUAAGAUCCUGAUUGCGGUGAUGGAGGAUCAGAUUCCGGGGCUGGGAUCUAUCCCGGAUUUCAGGAGGAUGUGUCUGAGGAGCUGUGGGGUUAUUGAGAAUUCCUAUCACGUUUCUUCGGCGUGUGUAGUGCCGGAUUAUAUCCACAGGCAUGAUUUCGUCGUAUAUUGGUUGCUCAGAGAGGUUUUGGCGGGGUCAGGGGCGCCUAAAGGAGUGCAGGAGAGCCUGAAGUUUGGAUCUGCUACCCUCAAUGUGAGUUAUGACACGGAGAGGGGGGGAGGGCACAUUCAGAUCAGGGCUGGUGGGUAUUGUGCGGUUGACGUGCAGUUGUACCACUAUAAGCCUGAUUUGGUGAUAAUAACAUCGAACCCAAGGAAGGUUUAUGUCAUCGAGGUCUCCGUGGCGCACCUGCAGAACCUAGAGAAUCAGGAAAAGGUCAAGAGAACGAGAUAUGAGACCAACUCCGAGGCACAUGUCACCCCGGAGAAUAUGGGUGAGGUGCAUAGGGGUGAGAACUUGGUGAACGUGCUGAAGCGUACGCACGGGUGUGACGUCGAGCUAGGGGUUCUGGUUCUGGGAUGCUUCGGUGUGGUGGCAGAGACGGCGGAAUUGGUGAGGGUGAAGGGAAUUGUUGGACAGCUUGGCGUCUCGCAGAGGGGAUGGGAGAACUGUUUGAGCAGGAGCUCUUACAGUGUAGCAACAGCGACGCCUAAAGUCGUCCUGAGAAGUGGAAGGGUUAAAAAACUCGAGGGUGGUCUCGAGGAUCUCCUCCCCAAAUCUUGA